CACAUGAACGUCAGGGAGGCGACUAAGGUCCUGAAUGUUUAAGGAUGUCCGCCAUGUCUCUCUACCUUUAGGAGGCAGGGAGGAGGAAUGACCAGCCAUUGUCUGUCUGACUGCCCGCCAGAACCACACGCCACAGCUCCCUGUAGCGAUUAGAGAAUUCUGACAUCUUCGUCACCAUGGGCUGCAGAGAAUCCAAGAACAAGGAACCAACAACCGGGGAACUGUCCCAAACCACCACAGCAGACGACCAGGUCAAAGCCCUCGUCUCAAAGGUGAAAGCUGAUGUCGAGGCGCAGUAUGGAAAAGAAUUUACAACUUUUGAACCCGUGUCUUUCAGGAAGCAGGCCGUAGCACAGAAUGUCUAUUAUGUAAAGAUUGAUCUAGGGGGCGAAUACGCGCAUAUCAAAGUCUGUGAUACUGUACCCAAAGAAUGUGAAAAAGCGGCGACAUCAAAAGCUUCACCGGAAAAGAAAUCAGAGGAGAAGAAGGAGGAGGACAACAGUAAAACCGAAGAAAAGGGUGAAGGGUCAGAGGAAAAAGGUGAAGGGUCAGAGGAGAAAGGUGAAGGGUCAGAGGAGAAAGGUGAAGGUUCAGAAGAUGCGAAAGACGGAUCUGAAGAAAAAGAAACUAAAUCUACAGAGGAAGUAGCUGUUGUCAAGGAGACAAGUGAGGAGAAACCAACGGCUACGCUAACAGCUGUACAGAAGGGUAAGAAACUCAAUGACGAGAUUGUGGAAUUUGAAACUUCCGAAGAAGCCAGCGAAGAGGAAGAAGAAGUGACGGAGGAACCCAAGGAAGAAGUCAAAGAGGAGGAACCAAAAGAGGAAGAGGUAAAAGAGGAACCAAAAGAAGAAGAACCAAAAGAGGAGGAACCAAAAGAAGAAGAGCCCAAGAAAGAAGAGGAUAAGGAAGAGGAAAAAGAGGAGGGUGAUAGCUCUCUUCUAUCAACGUUAAAGUCUGAGGCCUCCGACGCAUUGGGAUUUUAAGUUUUUCGCUGUAUAUUACAUUUAUAUAUGUGUCUGAACAAUGUUGGCGCUCCAUCUAGAUCAAAGCAGUAUUGUAUUUACCUUCAAUAAUGUGUACCAUCAUGGCACAAAGCACAUUAAAAUCAAUAAAAAGACUCUUUAGAAACUUUUCAACCAUUUCCUAAUGAAGCAGAUAAUGUUAUUGUCAUUGUCAAGUAAAAUAUUCUCAAGUCA
This is a messenger RNA of Magallana angulata, 1199 nucleotides long. RefSeq lists its product as uncharacterized. The coding region runs from base 177 to 986 and encodes 269 amino acids. Gene Ontology annotation, cellular component: cytosol. NCBI's taxonomy places the organism in Eukaryota, Metazoa, Mollusca, Bivalvia, Ostreida, Ostreidae. Gene Ontology annotation, molecular function: cysteine-type endopeptidase inhibitor activity. The record is from RefSeq and is a predicted model, not a curated record. The transcript has 4 exons.